This is a messenger RNA of Kluyveromyces marxianus DMKU3-1042, 1203 nucleotides long. RefSeq lists its product as uncharacterized. The coding region runs from base 1 to 1203 and encodes 400 amino acids. The transcript has a single exon. The record is from RefSeq and is a predicted model, not a curated record. NCBI's taxonomy places the organism in Eukaryota, Fungi, Ascomycota, Saccharomycetes, Saccharomycetales, Saccharomycetaceae.
AUGACGCUUAAACUUAAAUUUGAGGCUGUUACUGACCCAGAGGUGAUUCGAUUCACACAUAUUGAGAAUGGGUCGGUUUGGAGUUCGCGGUUUUUAAGCCAAGAGGAAUAUGCGGACCGUGAAUGGGUGCUAGGGCAGAGUGAUUUAGGUCAAUUGCAUCGUUCACAAGAGCACAUUGACAAAUACGAUUCAAAUGCUGUGUAUUUGGGGCUCAAAUACUUUGUUUUGAAGGAUGUCUCGCUCCCUGAAACGUCAAAAACGUCUCAGAUAGUGGCUAGUUGCGAGACCAUGAACAGGACCGGUUGGGCCAUGCUUCCUGGAGACAGCACCGGCCAGAUUCAUGAGGUUUUAGUGGCAUGUAUAGGAGGAGUUUUCACGCUCAAACAUCAUCGUGGGCGCGGAUAUGCGAGACGAAUGAUAGAGUUGUUGAACGAGUACUACGAUUCCCUAGCGCAGAACAGUGAGGAGCCUUUCUUGAAGCACUUGGCUGUUCAUUUGUAUAGUGAAAUUGGCGAGUACUAUGCAAAAAAUGGUUAUGUGUCAUACCAUGUACCACUAUAUGAGUUGCACAACUUGGAUGGGUUGCAAGAACACUAUUGCGAGAAGUAUUCGUGCGAUAAUGAGACUACUAUUACUGCUAACGAUAUAAGAUACUUGGGUUACGAUGAUUACGAAGAUCUAGUGGAAUUGCAGAAACAGCACUUCAAAAAACAGUUGCUACAGGCUCACGAUGCAUGUGGCGGUUCGCGGUUCAUUUUUACAGUGCAGCCCUCACUCAAAAUCUACAAGUGGUUUGAAGACCGUGAUUUAUUCUUGUAUAAGAAAUUCCGAGAAGAAAAGCCAACCAGGUUUGGCGCUGCACUAGCUGAUGGCUCGCAUAUAGUAUGGCAUCAUUCAUGGACUUCGGGCACUUUGAUCCUCUUGAAAGUGCAAAUAAUGGGCGAAGACCAAGAGAAGAAACUUGCUUUGUUAUUAAAAGAAUGCAUACAGGAAGCAAGAUCAAGCGAUAUAACUCAUCUUGAAUUCUGGCAGGAUGAACUGCCUGGUGAAAAGUUUCCCAUCUUUCAUUCUACCAUCCGUGCGCUUGAACCGGGCUCGAACUUGGAGAAGAUUAACUCAUCACUAAGUGCGGUUAGAGCUGCACAGGGUGAAUUUAGGGGAGAGAUUUUAUGGCUAAACAACACAAAAUUUUGCUGGUUCUAA